AUGACCGAAUCGUCCCCUCAUUUCGAACGGGAAAGAUCGCGCCUGAUCGCCGAAAUAGCCGAGGCAAGUCAUCCGUCUCACACAUCCCCAUACACCAGCGCGCGUUCGCAUCGCGUCGCGUCGCGCCCUCACCCUGCCUCACCCUGCCUCAUCUGACCUCCACUUCAAGCCCGCACCCGCACCCGCACCCGAUCCCGCACCCGAUCCUCUCAUCCUCUCCUCUAGAACCUAGCCAAAUGCGUCACUUCCGCCAAUGCCCUGAACCGCAGCAUCGAGACCGUCGCCUCCGUCAGCAGCGGCUUCGAACCCGUCCACGCGUUGUGGACCCAAUUCCAGACCGUCAUGUUGAACGGUAGCGUGGGGAACCAUGAGGUACAGCACUGCGCUACGAUCGCGUAGUGAACGCCCGUAGUGGUCUGACCCAAUCGUUUCGUUUUUUCUUUUCUUUUUCGUCUGAUCUUGUUUCUGUAGACAACACGGACCGAACCCCCGAUCCUGGCACCUCAUUUCCCCUCCGGUGUCGACGGACACGCGAUCCUUCCUCAUGGACUCGCCCCCGGUCAAGGCGAGACCGCUCUUCUUCAAUCGACGCAUUGA
Molecule: messenger RNA, 597 nt
Organism: Microbotryum saponariae
Lineage: Eukaryota; Fungi; Basidiomycota; Microbotryomycetes; Microbotryales; Microbotryaceae
Source: the annotation of a GenBank genome assembly